Messenger RNA from Heterobasidion irregulare TC 32-1, 845 nucleotides. RefSeq lists its product as uncharacterized. The record is from RefSeq and is a predicted model, not a curated record. Lineage: Eukaryota; Fungi; Basidiomycota; Agaricomycetes; Russulales; Bondarzewiaceae. The transcript is spliced from 6 exons. The coding region runs from base 114 to 845 and encodes 243 amino acids.
CACGAUCCACUUGGGUGUCCUUCCGGCAAGCACUCUUAGCCUACCAUCUCUCGGUGCUGUCGAUUCCAGCACUCUUAUUUAUCUAUAUUCGUUCAUAAUAUCUAAUCGCCUUGAUGGCCUCUUUCAAUGUCACCGCUGAGGACAGCUCUCCUUUGAUUACGUGGGGACCGCCAGGUGCGUGGAUUGACAGCCCUGAUGGGGACUUCGCUUCUCAGUCAUAUUCCGCGCAGUCGUGGCACAAGACUUCUUCGCAAGGUGCAUACGCGACUAUCUCAUUCGAGGGCACCGGCAUCUGGCUCUAUGGAGCGAAGAGACCCGACUAUGGCCAAUACAAUUUCGCUGUGGAUGGCCAGUCGGUCCAGGGAUCCGCGAAGUCUGAGACGCCUGCCUUCCAGCAGUUGCUGGGCGGAAAGUCCGGACUGCCAAUGGGGUCGCACACCGUGACAUUGACCAAUACGGGUUCUGGGUCCUCGAUAGACCUCGAUUCGUUCGUAUUCGAGACCCAGAUAGGGUCGACUGGCGCGAAGAUGUCAAAAUUCACGACAGAUGAUUCAAGCUCUGAGAUCACUUAUACCCCAUCCUUGUCCGACUGGUCCAUCAGUCCGUCUACUUCGAACAUGAACAACACGCUCCAUUAUACACAGACUGGCGGCGCUCAGGCUCUGUUCAAGUUCAGCGGAGAUGCAGUCGCUGUCUACGGUACCGUAUCCCCUGAUCACGCCAACUACACUAUUUCUGUGGAUGGGAAGACUCACUCGCUCAACGGCGGGGCCAAUGGCAUAGCGCGCACUUUGCACUAUCAGGUACAGUGUUUAGUUCUUAAUGAUAGGCCAUGCUGUCCUUGA